This is a messenger RNA of Selaginella moellendorffii, 1935 nucleotides long. Its product is annotated as purple acid phosphatase 15. The coding region runs from base 1 to 1875 and encodes 624 amino acids. NCBI's taxonomy places the organism in Eukaryota, Viridiplantae, Streptophyta, Lycopodiopsida, Selaginellales, Selaginellaceae. The transcript has 9 exons. The record is from RefSeq and is a predicted model, not a curated record. Gene Ontology annotation, molecular function: metal ion binding; acid phosphatase activity.
AUGGGAAUCCUGGAAGAAAUACAGCGCCAGUUUUGCAGCUCUUGCGCCUGGCGUUUGCGAAGCGUACAAGCAUUCGCGAUCGAAUGCCCUCCGCCAUCUCCAUCAUGGUAUGCGUUAAUCCAAAGCUUGCUCACGAGGAACGAUGAGAAUCCUGGAAGAAAUACAGCGACAGUUUUGCAGCUCCUGCGCCUGGCGUUGCUUGUGGAGCGUACAAGCAUUCGCCAGGAAAUGGUGGAGACCACUCCAAGUUUGGAUGGAGAGGCUAUUCUGUUCCUGGCACUCUUGUCUCCAGCAAAAAAUCUCGCCAAGCUGAGGACGAUUCCAAGUACGGCUGACGGACCCUUCGAUCCAGUGACUGUUGCUCUCGACGAGCGCCUCCCAAUCGGGAGCGAUGAUCUGCCCAACAAUGAUCCUCGCCUCGCCAAGAUCGUUCCAGGAUUCCACCCCGAGCAAAUCGCUUUGGCGCAAGGGACGGACUCCAGCUCCAUGUUUGUGUCAUGGAUCACAGGAGAGUUUCAAGUCGGACAGGACGUGACGCCGCUCAAUCCUUCGCUCAUCAAGAGCGUCGUUGAGUAUGGAAUCUUCAAGCUAGACCACUUUGCUGUUGGCAAAGCUUCGGUCUAUAGCCAGCUCUAUCCUUACAAGGGACUCAACAAUUAUACAUCAGGAAUCAUCCAUCAUGUCAAAUUGCAAGGAUUAAAGUCCAGCACGACGUACUACUACCGAUGUGGAGAUCCUUUUGCCAAAGCCAUGAGUCCUGUUUACUCGUUCACAACACUGCCUGCGAAAGGACCAUACUUUUACCCCAAGCGCAUCGCGAUUGUUGGUGAUCUGGGCCUUACGUACAACACAACCUCGACCAUUUGUCACCUCCAGAGAAACAAGCCCGACUUGAAUGUGUUCUUGGGCGAUUUGAGCUACGCCAAUCUUUACGUCACAAACGGGACAGGAUCUUCGUGCUACAAGUGCGCGUUCCCGGAGACGCCGAUUCACGAGACGUAUCAACCUCGGUGGGACUACUGGGGAAGAUAUCUCCAAAGUCUGAGAUCCAAAGUUCCAACCAUGGUGAUCGAGGGCAAUCACGAAUACGAGCUCCAAGCCCAAAACAACACCUUUGUCGCCUACAACGCACGCUUCGCGGUUCCAUACCGCGAAAGCGGCUCGCCCACAAAGAUGUACUACUCGUUCAAUGCCGGAGGAGCGCAUUUUAUCAUGCUGGGAGGCUACAUCGACUACAGCAAUUCAAGUCAACAGUAUGCGUGGCUCGAGAAGGACCUCAUGAGCGUUGACCGGGAGGAAACGCCAUGGCUUAUUGUAGCGUUCCAUCAACCUUGGUACAACAGUUACAAAUCCCACUACCGGGAAGCCGAGUGUAUGAGGCAGUCAAUGGAGGAUCUCUUGUACAAAUUUGGAGUUGACAUUGUGUUCUCUGGGCAUGUUCACGCCUACGAGCGCAUGAAUCUCGUCUACAACUACGAGUAUGACCGGUGCGCGCCGCUGUUCAUCACGGUCGGCGAUGGCGGCAACAGGGAAGGCAUGGCGAUCAAGCACGCUGACGAUCCGGGGGCUUGUCCCAAGCCCGAGUCAACGCCGGAUCCCGUUGGAGUCCCGUAUGAGUACUGUGGAUUCAACUUCACAUCUGGUCCGGCAGCUGGAAAGUUUUGCUGGGACAGACAACCGGAUUGGAGUGCGUUCCGGGACAGCAGCUUCGGCCAUGGAAUCCUCGAGAUCGAGAGCCCAACUCGAGCACUCUGGACUUGGCAUAGGAAUCAAGACACUUAUCUCAGCGAGAACCACGUUGGAGAUCAGAUAUACAUUGUGAGGCGGCCGGAAGUCUGUCCGAAUCGCAAAAGCCAUGAUAUCCUUGCUGUGUAGCCUCGAAUUCCAAACAAAGAAACGAGGCGCCCGGUCGCUUUGCCAGGCCUUUUCUUCUCA